Molecule: messenger RNA, 1545 nt
Organism: Branchiostoma floridae (Florida lancelet)
Lineage: Eukaryota; Metazoa; Chordata; Leptocardii; Amphioxiformes; Branchiostomatidae
Product: sialidase-1-like
Exons: 6
Coding region: 292-1146 (284 amino acids)
Biological process (GO): oligosaccharide catabolic process; ganglioside catabolic process
Cellular component (GO): membrane; cytoplasm; lysosome
Molecular function (GO): exo-alpha-sialidase activity
Source: RefSeq, a predicted model, not a curated record
AACCUUCGCCAGAACGCCUACUCAUUUGAGGGUUCUUCAGUGCAAAGAUAUCCUCAUUCAUCACAAGCCAGUGUCUCUCUCAGUGUGGUACAUGAUGUCGUACUGUGGACGAGAAGAACAGGAGAAAUCCCAAUAUACCGGAUUCCAGUUCUCACCUACACCCCGAGAGGACAUCUUGUAGCUAUAGUAGAGGGAAGAAAGGAAGCACCAAGAGACUCAAGUUCAAAGGUCUUUGCUGUGAAAAGAUCAACGGAUGAAGGUGCAACCUGGUCUUCCUCUGAGCAGUGGAUAAUGGAUGACGGAAAGCCACCGACAGAUGUAUACUCCAACUUGGGAACUGUUUUCGUUGAUGACACAAAAGCAAUUAUUUUCCUGAUGUACGUAUCGUUUGGAAUUUGCCCUACGAGAUCAGUGAUGUUGGUGAACAGUACGGAUGACGGCAUUACGUGGAGUAGACCGAGAAAUAUUACCGACCAAGUAGGGAAAGACUACGCCACUCAUCCCAGCCCAGGGUACGGUAUUAAGAAAGAGCACGAGCCAGCCAAAGGAAGGCUGGUUGUGUGCGGACACGGAUACAAUGACGGUGUGGGGAUAGUGCUGCUGCUGAGUGAUGACCACGGUGUGACGUGGAGACAUGGGGCCUUCGUACAGGGUAUACCGUUCCACAACAACACAGACGGAGACUUUGCUCCAGCUGAAUGCCAGCCGGUGGAACUACCAGAUGGAAGCUUGUAUCUAGUUGUACGCAAUCAGCAUCAGUACAAGUACCACUGUAAGAUGACCAUGCGGAGCUUCGAUGGAGGAGAAACGCUGCCACGGAGGUACAUGUUUUUGGACAGGUCGCUCGUGGAGCCAAAGAUCUCGUCCGGAUUGUGGUACCACAACGGAACCAUGUUCUACUCUGGGCCGAAAAGUGAAACAGAACGUCGGAGAUUGUGCAUCAGAUGGAGUCACGACUACGGAAACACUUGGACCUCAGGGACAGAGAUAUGGGGGGACUUGGCAGGAUACUCCACACUCAUGAUGCUUCCUCACGAUACAAACCAUCUCUAUAUACUGUAUGAAAGAGGAGUAAGAAAGUAUUAUGAUCAAGUCGCGUUUACAAAAAUCAAACUAUCAAUGGAGAAGGGUCGUAAUACCUUAUGAGAAUAAGGAGAGGGAGGAUGCUUCCCGUAGUAGUUAGAUCAAAAUGGACUUCGAAAACAGAAUUUGGCGGGAACACAGAUGACGUCAUUCAACACAAACAGUUCAUUGGUCUACAACAGUGACAGCUUUGGGAACUCGUCCUACCAGUUUGUUCGUUCAUGUUGGAUUGGAGGUUAAAAGUCAUCAACAUUAUGUCCCCAUUAGGGGAGAAUUAGUGGGCACAUGUAAACACAGUUAAAUGCAUAUCUUAGCAUUGAUUCUUCAUGAAAUGCUGAUAUGUCGAAGUUAUAAAAGACAGUGGUACAUGAGUACUAGACAUGCUGAAUGCACAACAUUUUUCAAUGUUCAUGAAUACACGAGGCAUGGGACUUCUGAAUGUCCUUUAAGUACAAAAGCUUU